Physcomitrium patens is the source of this 725-nucleotide messenger RNA. RefSeq names its product large ribosomal subunit protein bL34c. Gene Ontology annotation, cellular component: mitochondrial large ribosomal subunit; ribosome. Gene Ontology annotation, molecular function: structural constituent of ribosome. Gene Ontology annotation, biological process: translation. NCBI's taxonomy places the organism in Eukaryota, Viridiplantae, Streptophyta, Bryopsida, Funariales, Funariaceae. The record is from RefSeq and is a predicted model, not a curated record.
AAGACCAUCGCGUAAGAGGGAGCACGGCCGCUCACGCGAAUUCCAAUAUCAUUUGCAAACUCUGCUCGUCUUGGAUCGAAGAGCUCCUCACCUCAAUUGCAGCAGCCACAGGCAGCAGCGAUGGCGCUCUCCACCUCCAUGGCCGCUCUCUCGGUGGGCUCCUUCUCCGCCACCAAGCUGGUUUUACCUUCCAGCUCCGCACGCUGUGGCUUGACGUCGUCGUUCAUUCCUAGCCGCGUGGUGUCGUCCCUCUCUUCGUCCCAUUUCGCAGGAGUUGCCUUGAGACCCACCACAUUCGGACUCCCAAUGGUGAAGAGAGGAGUCUCUCUGGUUGUGAGGGCCGGCAGCCCCUGCCUGGGAUGCACCAAGCGCUCGAGGUCUCGCAAAUCUAUCGCGCGCGUGUCUGGCUUCCGUGCUCGCAUUUCCAGCCCAACCGGCAGGAAUGUGUUGAAGAGGAGACGCGCGAAGGGCCGCAAGAACCUUGUCCCCAAGUCCAACCCUAAGAGUGGCAAAUACGCUUAAGUACUGGCAUAGUAUCAGUCGAUGUCUUCCCAGAAUGGUGACUUAGCUAGGCUUUCUUAUAAUUAGCAUAGGCCCUUCUUUUAUUUGACACCAUGUGAUACACCCACGUAACGUUGCUGUUGCGCAUGUUUCUUAUUCUCCCGGCUGCGUGCCUCACAACACUUACAAUUUCCAAGUUCUCACAUUUUCCGAGAUCUCUGCCC